UGGAUAAUACCAAAAUUUUGUUUAUUCAUUCUCAUGGACUUUUGGGUUGGUUCCGCCUUUUGGCUAUUAUGAAUAAUGCUACCAUGAACCUUUCUGUCUAUGUUUUUGUGUUAACAAAUCUAUUCCUUACAACCUAGGAGUGGAAUUGCAAGGUCAUAUGGCAACUCUAUGUCUAACUUUUUGAGGAAGAGCCAAACUUUUCUGAUCAGCUCGUGCUUGGUUCUUGGAUUGGUUGGCAUCAAGAGUUGAACUCCCAUUCUUUGUGGUAAAAUGGAUUUGUCGUGGCUCAACCAGUUUGCAGUCCUCCUCUGGAAAAAUUUCAUACUAAAGAAGCGGAAAGUAGUUUCUUUAACUGUGGAAAUUUCCUUGACGUUUCUGUUCUCGGCACUGAUUUUGCUUCAUCGCAGAGACUUGGCAAAGGAUUAUCGAAAUGCCACUCUUUUCAAUCCUCUUCCUUUGAAGGAACUGCCCGGUUUCCUCACUGAUAGGAAGCAUGAAUAUAUACUGGUUUAUGUGCCUUCUGAAAGUGAUGUGGCAAAAAAUAUUACUGAGAUGGUGAAGAAUGACUUAAAUGCCCGUCUUAAAGUUCGAGGUUUUUCUUCGGAAGAAGAUUUUGAGAGGUACAUUAUGUUUGUAAAUAAGACCACUCGUGUGCUGGCUGCUAUUAUAUUUGAUCAUGACUUCCAAAAUAGCAAUGAGAGAUUGCCACUUAAGGUAAAAUAUCAUCUGCGUUUUAGUAGGUUCAGUAGUCCUUCAGAUAAGUUAAAUGGAAACAGGGGCUGGAAUACAGGUCUUCUCUUUCCGGUAGUACCUUCUCAAGGACCCAGGAACCUAGCUCAAACAGAUGGAGGAUAUCCUGCUACAUUGGCUGUUUCUGUUGGAGGUUUCCUCUAUUUUUUCACCUUCUUUCCAUUUUCAGUAGUUUCCAUCAUGUAUGAACAGUUGAACCUCACAGAGAAGCUGGUGUCCUGUCUCAGUUCAAAUAUUGCCGUAGCUUUGGGAAUUGAUUUUAUAAGCAAGAUGGAAAUGAAGCGUCGUGGUGUUAGGUGGAAUAACAUACUGUCACCAGUGAACCCAGAUGAUAACUUCGUUUUUGCUCAUAUUAUGGGAAUGCUUUUAUUUGAUGCUUUCUUGUAUGGCCUUCUGGCCUGGUAUAUAGAUGCUGUCUUUCCAGGAAAGUAUGGUGUGCCCAAGCCAUGGUAUUUCUUUAUGCAGAAAGCCUACUGGCUGGGAAAAGCUACAAGCAUUCGGAAAAAAGAAGAGAGUCAAGUUACUAAUAUAACUCACAAUGCUUAUUUUGAAGACGAACCUGUUGAUUUGGUGGCUGGUAUCAUGAUCCAACAUUUGUAUAAGGAAUUCACAUUACAAAAUACGACUGUACUAGCAGUUCAAGACUUGACUUUGAAUAUGUAUGAAGGACAAAUCACCGUUCUUCUAGGACACAAUGGGGCAGGAAAGACUACUACCUUAUCUAUUCUCACAGGUUUCUAUCGUCCUACAAGUGGAAAGGUAUAUAUUAAUGGCUAUGAUAUUUCCAAAGACAUGCUUCAAGUCAGGAAAAGCUUGGGCUUGUGCCCCCAGGAUGACAUAUUGUUUUCAGACUUGACAGUAUCAGAACAUCUCUAUUUCUACUGUGUGAUAAAAGGAGUACCUCCAGAGAUACGCCUCAAAGAAGUUAACACGAUGCUGACUUCUUUUGGCCUGCUAGAAAAGCGUGAUGCUCUUUCAAAGUCACUAAGUGGAGGAAUGAAACGCAAACUCUCCAUCAUCAUAGCACUCAUAGGAGGCUCCAAGGUGGUGAUACUUGAUGAGCCAACAUCUGGCAUGGACCCAGUCUCAAGGAGAUUCACCUGGGAUGUCCUUCAGCAGCAUAAACAAAAUCGUACCAUCUUGCUGACAACCCACCACAUGGAUGAAGCUGACUUCCUGGGCGACCGUAUAGCUAUCAUGGCAAAGGGAUACCUGAAAUGCUGUGGCUCUUCAAUUUUCCUGAAAAAAACUUAUGGUGUUGGAUACCACAUAAUUAUGGUCAAGGAACCUCAUUGCCAUGUUAAGGAAAUUACCCAACUGAUUCAUCAUCAUGUACCAGAAGCCAUAUUGGAGAACAAUGUUGCAGCCGAAUUAUCAUUUAUCCUACCCAAAGAGUAUACACACAGGUUUAAAGACCUAUUUGCUGAUCUGGAAGACAGACGGGAAGAGCUGGGCAUUGCUAGUUUUGGUAUAUCUAUCACUACCUUGGAAGAAGUUUUCUUUAGGGUCAGUAGAGAAGAAAAUCUAGCUUCCCAGACCCUAAAAGCCAAAGAUGAAAGAGAAGACAUGAACAAGAAUAUGAACGCACCCAGAAAUUUUGAGAGAUCAUAUUCUUCCUCACUCUCGAGUGAACGCUCUAAUAUUAAAUUUAAUACUGGGUGGACUCUUCACUGUCAGCAGUUCUCUGCCAUGUUCAUAAAGAGAGCAAUGUUCUAUUGGCGCAACUGGAAAAUAAUGUUGCUGCAAAUACUAGGACUUCUGGGUAUUGUUUAUUUGUUGAUGAAAGGUGUGCAGAUUAUAAUAAAAGGUGCAGAACCUGGCAGAGAAAUGGAUUUGGACCAAUAUGGUCAGACAAUUGUGCCCUUCUCAACUUCUGGAAAUAAUGAUUUUACUCAGAAUUUAACAAAAAAUCUUGAGAUCUUGCUAAGGGCUAAGAAACAAAAACUUCAUAAAGUAAAAGGUAAGUCUCUCUUUUUUUAUUUUUUAAAUGAUUUUUAUUUUUUCCAUCAUAGUUGGAUGGAACAUUAUAGUGUUCUGUCAUGUAAUAAGUCUGUCUUAUUACAAGACCGAUCAUUUCCUUCUAGGUACUUGGUUUGUAUUUCCUUCAGCUACUGUCUGUUCAACAGUGUUAUUUUCGCCAUUGGUCAGUAUUGUUUUCUCAUUCCAGGUCGUAUGGAUGCAUAUUUGGCCAAUAAUUCAGAAUGUAUUUAUUCAUGCAUUAUUGCAUUUUCCAUUGAGGUUAAUGGAAACCAAAAGAGAGUUACCUUCUGGUUCAACAAUGAGGCAUACCAUUCAUCAUCGUUAUCACUGGCUAUAUUAGACAAUAUUAUGUUUAUGUCACUUUCUGGCCCUGAUGCUUCCAUUACAGUCACCAACAAACCUCAGCCUAAAUAUGGUACUUCUGGUAAAUCUGAUAAAAUACAAAUGUCAGGACUAAAUGUAGCCUUAAAUUUGUUUUUUGGUAUGAGUAUUUUCAUCAGUGGCUUUUGUCUCCUGACAGUGACUGAGAGAGUCACUAAGGCAAAGCACAUUCAGUUUUUGAGUGGGGUUUAUGCCAUUAAUUUCUGGCUCUCCGCUCUAGUGUGGGACUUCUUCAUCUUCUUCAUUUCCUGCUGCUUACUGCUGGUGGUGUUUCUGUACUCUGGAUCGGAAGUACUGGUCACGGAUUACCACUUUCUGGACACAUUGUUCAUCCUCAUGCUGUUUGGCUGGUCUGUCAUUCCCUUCAUGUACCUGAUAAGUUUCCUGUUUUCUAGUCAUACCAGUGCCUACAUCAAGCUCGUCAUAUUUAACUACUGUGCAGGGGUUUUUGGUAUACAUGCUAAUGUUAUCGUCUUUUUAAUCAUAGACAAGGAGUCUGCUUCUAAAAGCCACAUGCUUAAUUCAAUGAUGUUGUUACCCAUACAUAAUUUGGGGAUGAGCAUCAGCAGAUAUUAUGAUUUCCAGCAGACAAAAGCAACAUGCGCCUCAAAGAAAAACGUUCCUAUCUUCAUGAAUUGUAGUGAAGAAGCAAUGAAGCGCAGUGUAUAUGGUUUGGAAGCAGAUGCAAUUGGAAGAUUUUUAAUUGCAAUGGCUGUCACAGGACUUAUUUUCUUCCUCUUGAUUUUCCUUCUGGAGACCACCUCAUGGACCAUGAGAACGUUUGUGUUUCGCUCUAUUUUCUUUGGUAUCUACAAGAAAUUUAAUAAAGAAAGAGUGUCCAUGGAAUUAUCUGUAGAAUCUGAAGAUGAAGACGUACAAAAUGAACGAAAUAGAAUCCUGGAGUAUCCUCAGGAGUCACUGAAUUCUACAGUGCUUAUUAAGGAACUUGCAAAGAUAUAUUUUGCAAUGCCAGCCGUUUUUGCUGUGAGAAAUAUCUCUGUUGCAAUCAAAAAAGAGGAAUGCUUUGGGUUGCUUGGAUUAAAUGGAGCUGGGAAAACUACUUCCUUCCAAAUUUUGACUGGAGAGGAGGUUGCUACCUCUGGGGAUGUGUUCAUUGAGCACUUGAGCAUCACGAAAAAUGUCCUAAAGGUCAGAUCAAAAAUUGGCUAUUGCCCACAAUUUGACGCCUUGCUGGAUUACAUGACUGCUCGGGAAAUAAUGACUAUGUAUGCCAGGUUAUGGGGGAUUCCUGAGAAGCAGAUUAACCAUUAUGUAAAUAAGUCAAUACAAUCACUGAAUCUGGAGCCAUAUGCUGACAAGUUUAUCUAUACUUACAGUGGAGGAAACAAACGUAGACUGAGUACUGCUAUUGCCCUAAUGGGAAAGCCCUCCGUCAUCUUCCUGGACGAGCCAUCAACUGGUAUGGACCCAGUAGCCCGGCGCCUGCUCUGGAACACAGUGACACAGACCCGUGAAAGUGGCAAAGUCAUCAUCAUAACAUCUCACAGUAUGGAAGAAUGUGACGCUCUUUGUACUAGGCUGGCCAUCAUGGUAAAGGGAAAGUUUGUGUGCCUGGGCAGCCCUCAGCAUCUCAAGAACAAAUUUGGCAAUGUUUACAUCCUAAAAGCCAAGAUCAAGAUUGAUAAGGAUGAGAACAAAUUAAAGGAUUUUAAAGAUUUUAUGGCAACAACCUUCCCAGAUGUUUGGUAUUUUGGAGGAAGCUAAAGAAGAAUUUCAUUUAGAAGACUAUUCCAUCAGUCAAAUAACGCUGGAACAAGUUUUCCUGACCUUUGCUAACCCAGAGAACACAGAAGCUCAUGGUUGAAAAAAAAAAAAAGGUGCCUUGACACUGACUUGCAACUCUUGACCCUGUGUCUUCUUUAGACUACUCUCUACUAUCCCCGGAUACAGAGAGAGGCAUUCCUAAGGGUAUAUAUCUUGGUGUAAAUAUAUUUACUUAAUAAAGAGUCCCCCAAAGGAGACCUUAUGUCCCUUCUUUCUGGACUUACAUGAGUGGACUGUAUACUCAGCAUGUACGAAUCUAAAGACAUUUGGUGAAAUUUCUGUUUUCGAUCCUAGAAAUAUGAAAGCGUAGCAAUUAUUAGGGUGAGGACAAGGACCUUUUCCCAAGUAUUCUGUAUAUCUGAAAACAUUCAGAAAUGAUGAAGCUGUCAGA
Sus scrofa (pig) is the source of this 5287-nucleotide messenger RNA. Lineage: Eukaryota; Metazoa; Chordata; Mammalia; Artiodactyla; Suidae. The record is from RefSeq and is a predicted model, not a curated record.